CACACAGUUGGAUCGACGCGGUACCACACCACAGUCUCAUCUAAGCCACAGCUAUGCGAGCAUCUUCCCCCUCAUAGCCGAAAAUUCCACAUUCCCGGAGACACGCGCGGCGACGCGACGCGAAAGUUGAAAUUCGAAUUCGCGAAAUAUUUAACGAAAAAAUUCGAACUUUAUUUUUUUUCUGAAAUCGAAAAUUUGGAGCAGUUGGCGGCAAACGGUAAAGUUGUGUGUUAGUGUCCUUAACAGUGUUUAGAUAACUUUCAGAGCUUUUUAAGAUUUUUUUAUGAUUUACUUGUGUGCUGUACCGGUGUGCCGAAACAUACUAUUGAUGUGAAGUGAUUUUUAUUUUGUGCACUAUUUGAUUUGGAUUUUUUGUUCCGGAGUUUUUGGAACAAUAUGGAAAUGUCUUAUUGGAUCGGCAUGCUGCUAGGAGACUCUGAAUAAGUUUAUUUUAAAUAAAAACCUUAUUUUUAAAUCGGUUCGAAAAACAAAGAUGCUGGGGUGUGCUCUUAGGAGAGUUACCUCGUUUACCUCUUCCCCUACAGACAUCAGCUUCAGCUCGGCUAACGAUAGCCGGUGCAUAGACAAAUAGAUGAUAAUAAGACAAACUUUUAUAAACAUUCGGCCCAAUAAUCCAAAAAUCUAAAUUGACGUGUAGGGAUAAAACUGGAGAUUUUGAAACUAAACUAGUCAGAGUAGCUAAAAUCGUUGAAUAGUGAGUUACCAGAAGUUGCGUUAGUCGGUUCGGGGUGGCCACUGCGGUGGUAUGCUUUAUAUUGCAUCUUGGAUCGACUGUGCGCUGUCAGGUCGCUACGUCACGUGGCUUCCCAGCGCGCGACUGCAGUGCUGGAUGCUACUAACUGUAUACACGUUACCACAGCUUGCCGUCUCUGCGAAGAUAUUGUGCCUCCUGAUGGUGGUGGUCUGCGGUGCGGUGCCAUCGAUGGUAGUCCGGUCGGUUCGCCUCUACAGCCAGUGCUCCCAUAUGUACGUCAACGUGUUUCCAAACGGUACCGUCAUGGCUCGCUCCGAUGGAAACGACCAGCCGAAUCUCACCAUGAGUAUCAGCGGCAUCAACUUAGAGCUGCUAAUCCACUCUCCUAUGCAGGACAUGUACCUCUGCUUCAACCGGUCCCGUCUAGUGGGCAGACGAUUGACCUACUUCCAAGCGGAGAGACAACCCAAUUGCCUGUUCAAAGAGGAGUUUGUGGACGGCUACAACAGAUACCAUCUGGUGAAGAACGAAGACCGCUACAUAGGGUUCAACCGGAGGGGCCUGCAGCUGCGGCGCGGGAAGAGCCGGCUCACGGAGCGCCUGCACAAGUGUUUCUCUUUCAUGAUCGAGGCCCAAGACUUCGACGUCGACAGGCACAACCUAGAGCGCGCCGGCAACAUGCUCAGGUCCCGGCCAGUGCGUCCGCAGCGUAGGCACCGGCCGUCGGCGCCGUGCCACGGCACGCGUCACCACCACGGCCGGCCUCAGAGGCGGAGGAACUGCGACGGCACGUAGGCCGUGCGCACCCUCAACACAUUAGCAGCAUUUACGCUUCAACGCUUCGCGCGUUCCGUUGCCAGCUGUCGAUGGACAUUGUGAGUGGACAGAGUAUUAGUCAACUAUCGCAGUAUUAUUACAGUGACGUGAACUGGAUAGCGUUAGGUUAGCUCGGCCGCGGUGGCCGCGGCGUUUCAAACGCCGCAUGAAUGGUAGCUGAAGCGAGAGAGUAAACAUUUGAAUGGGAAAAAAACGCCGAGCCGGGACGACGUCCGGAGCUGUGAAAUUCCUUAAGCUCGUGUAACAUUGUGGCGCUCGUUUGCUCUUGUGCCAGCGGUCGGACUCGUGCUCUAAAAGGAAAAAAGGUUUUUCUGUGGAAAGAGCAAAUAGUAGUCUCGGCAGUCACGAGUGUUGCGCCGGACCACCGCUGCACCGACGUCGCGUGGGGAACAACUUGGUCAACGCGUUGGAAGUCUGGGUAGCCCUCGAUUGUACCGGCUGGCUCGCCAUCAGUGUAGCAAAAACGCCUUUACGUCAAUUCUCAGUGUGUUAUUAUUUAAAAUGCUUUAUUAUUAAGUACGGAUCGUGUUAUCUGCUUGUAAAUAUAAUAAAAAUAAUUGUGUUUACUUAUUUAUCAAACAAAAGUUAAUCAGAAAUUUGUAAACGUAGGUUUUAGAUGUAAAGUUGUAUUAAAAUGUUUUGUAUUUAAUUAUGGGUAUUUAAUCUAUCCGACCAACCGCUCUCUUGUGAUUAGCCACAGUCGCUAUGACCUAGUUUUCUUUACUAACUCCAUGUACUGAAACUUUUCCUUACUAAUGUUCAUUUGAAUAUAUUUUCCGGUCGAUUUGUGAAUUUGAUUGUAUGGUUUCGAGCGCUUUGUAUAUAUUAUUUUAAGAGUUUGUAUGAGAGUGAUAGGUACUUGAAUCUCUUUUGUCGAAAUCAUCCCGAUUUCUGGCGAUUCUUAGGAUGUUUUUUCUAUGAUAAAGUUGCCAGUUUUAUUAACAUUAUGAGUUGGAACAUGGUAGGAGUCAGUAUCAAGUGUUCUGCUGUUAUCCAUAUGUUUGUCACCGUCAAUACAUAUAAAGGACAUUUAUAAUCUUAAUAUUUUAAUAAGAUCUGUGCCAUAGUGUCGUGGCAGUGUAUCUAUGUGUUCGCAUUAUAACUAGUGUGUUAAUUUCGUCUGUAAACUUGGAGUAGAUAAAAAUAUUAAACUUAAGAAAAUAUAACAGAAUUUAUUUGACUUUGCAAUCAUAUUCAGGAGGAAAAUCAUAUAAUAUUACGUAAUUUUCUUAUAGAUAAGCAGUAUUGGUACAUAAUUUUAGCGAAAAUAUUGGGAAAUUUGUCGACAACAGAUUACCUUUGAAUGCCCACCCUUGAACAAAUGCGUACAUAAAGUGAACUGUUGGAAAUGAUUGCAGAGUCGAUACAAAGAUUUAGUGAAAAUAAUAUUUGUAUCAUGUACCCAGUGUAUUCAGAUUACAAGUAAAGUUAUCGAUUAAUGUCGAACAUUAAAGUGGAGUGAGUAACCCGUUGAUCGCGAUAACACAAGACCUAGCAAGGUUUUCCAACCUUUAACAUCUUGGCACUAAUAGAAAUGUGCUCAUAACUCUACGUGCAACACAUAAAACUGCUCUGAAUAUAAUGUUCGCUAUUAAUCUCGAGUCGCCGUUGUCACCAUCGAUGUGUUAUAUACGUUGCUUUACAUUCCACCAUUAUUCUAUAAUAAACAUAGAAAACAAACUGUAAAAGACAUUAAAACAUUCCAAACAAUGUAUACAGUACAACCAAUAUAACUUGACUCGUCCGAAGUACGCCACAAGCGUAUCGUUGUCACUGUCCCUCGCUGUCAUUCGCGCUACUGACAUCUCCCUCAUUCACAUUAACGCCUAACUUCAUAGAGGUCAAGAUAUGUUAGCUGUGCUGUUUAAUAGUUAACAAAAUAUGCGCUUAUAUACAUAAUAAAUUUGUUAUAAUAACUUGACACUGUCUUAUGUAUUACUGUGUCUAAUUAUAAGUAUUCCGAUGCUGAGAACGAAAUAUAAUUGCUAAGAAAAAUUACGAAAUUAAAUCAUAUUUAACUCGCA
Spodoptera frugiperda (fall armyworm) is the source of this 3576-nucleotide messenger RNA. RefSeq lists its product as uncharacterized. The transcript is spliced from 6 exons. The coding region runs from base 767 to 1510 and encodes 247 amino acids. Lineage: Eukaryota; Metazoa; Arthropoda; Insecta; Lepidoptera; Noctuidae. Gene Ontology annotation, molecular function: growth factor activity. The record is from RefSeq and is a predicted model, not a curated record.